AUGCUUCGUUCAGCACUCCUCGUGGCGGUUGUGGCCCUGGCCAAUCUCACCAAUGGUCUGCAUUUCUACCUGCGCGAUGGCGAGCAGCAGUGCUUCCUCGAAGAGCUCCCCAAGGGAUUCAUCGUAACCGGCCACUACAAGACCGAAGAGUGGCGCGAGGCCGAUGCGCGGUAUGUCGAGAACCCUGCGAUCGGGGUCACAAUCACUGCCGACGACAACGACGCGUCGCAUCGGGUCAUGAACCAGAAGGGCAGCCACCAGGGCAAGUUUUCGUUCACUGCCGCUGCGGCCGGCCAGCACACGAUCUGCGUGCAGGCGCAGGGCGCCCAGGGCGGCGGCUGGCUGUCGUCGUCGGUCGUCAGGUUCACGCUCGAUAUGGGACUUGGUGAGGCCGACGAUGGUGGCCGGGCGGCUAUUGAGAAGAUCAAGGACAUUUCGCAGAAGAUCAACAUUUUGAAUGCGCAGUUGGAGGAGAUCAAGACCGAGCAAAAGUACCAGCGCGAGAGGGAGCUUGAGUUUGACGGCGCCACGGCCAGCAUCAAGAGAAGGGUGCUGUACUGGGCGUUCAUUCAGCUCGGCAUUGUUGCUGCUGUCUGCUACUGGCAGCUGCACCACCUGCGUCGCUUCUUUGAGUCCAAGAAGCUGGUGUAA
Molecule: messenger RNA, 651 nt
Organism: Linderina pennispora
Lineage: Eukaryota; Fungi; Kickxellomycota; Kickxellomycetes; Kickxellales; Kickxellaceae
Exons: 1
Coding region: 1-651 (216 amino acids)
Biological process (GO): endoplasmic reticulum to Golgi vesicle-mediated transport; Golgi organization; intracellular protein transport
Cellular component (GO): COPII-coated ER to Golgi transport vesicle; endoplasmic reticulum-Golgi intermediate compartment; endoplasmic reticulum
Source: RefSeq, a predicted model, not a curated record